AUGCUUCCCCUACGCUUAACCGUCGUCGUUUCGUCUCUCCUCCUUUCUUGCAUCUUCCAACCCUUCUGUCUCGGGAUCCGCUCCUUCCCCACCGUAGACUCCACCACCACCGCCACCACCACCACCACCGCCGCCACCACUAACCUCUUCCACUUCUCCGAAGCCCCGGAGUAUCGAAACGGCGCCGGUUGCCCUGUCCCCGGCAACAAAAACUCCAUCCCAUCAUGCGACCCAUCACUAGUCCACAUCGCAAUGACACUCGACUCCGGCUACCUGCGCGGCUCCAUCGCCGCCGUCCACUCCGUCCUCCGCCACUCCUCCUGCCCCGAAAACGUUUUCUUCCAUUUCAUCUCCGCCGAGUUCGACCCAGUGAGUCCACGUGUAUUGACUCGUUUGCGCUAG
This is a messenger RNA of Vicia faba (fava bean), 402 nucleotides long. The record is from the annotation of a GenBank genome assembly. Lineage: Eukaryota; Viridiplantae; Streptophyta; Magnoliopsida; Fabales; Fabaceae.